Messenger RNA from Pseudophryne corroboree (corroboree frog), 2088 nucleotides. RefSeq names its product cholinergic receptor nicotinic beta 4 subunit (gene CHRNB4). The record is from RefSeq and is a predicted model, not a curated record. Gene Ontology annotation, cellular component: postsynaptic membrane; synapse; plasma membrane. Gene Ontology annotation, biological process: signal transduction; monoatomic ion transmembrane transport; chemical synaptic transmission. Gene Ontology annotation, molecular function: transmembrane signaling receptor activity; acetylcholine-gated monoatomic cation-selective channel activity. The coding region runs from base 364 to 1806 and encodes 480 amino acids. The transcript is spliced from 6 exons. Lineage: Eukaryota; Metazoa; Chordata; Amphibia; Anura; Myobatrachidae.
UCGGUGCAUAAUCCUGUAUAGUGUGCAGCUUCCUCUGCAGGCGCCUGCAGCGCCUCUCCACUCCUCGGCCAGUGCGCACAUACCUCUGCUGCGGAGCCACUUACCUGCGGCCGGAGCACAUGCACCCUCCUCCCCGCCUUCCCCUCCCCGCUCCUGAAUGCUACAUUCCCCGCACCAGGCAAAGUUUUGGAGCUGAUACUGUUGUAUAAUCUCUAUUCACUCCAUCACCCCAGCGCACACCCAUCGCCCUGCCUUACCUGCUCUGCAGCCGGAGCAAACUUCUCUGCUCCUCCGGUGCACCCACCAUCAUCACCCGGACAGGCGGACACCCCACUGGCAGACUAUAGGACAGCUGGCCACACCAUGGGAGGGCUGACCUCCUUGUUUCUCCUGUGUGCUCUCGUCCUGGCCGACUAUAGCAAAGCAGCGGAUUCAGAAGAAAGAUUAAUGGACACUCUUUUGAAGAAAGAUAGAUAUAACAAACUCAUCCGUCCAGCAUAUAACAAUACACAGCUGGUGUCCAUCCACCUCCAAUUGUCUCUGGCUCAGCUCAUCAGUGUGAAUGAACGGGAGCAAAUUAUGACAACUAAUGUUUGGCUUAAUCAGGAGUGGGUGGACUAUCGAUUGACUUGGAAUCCAGCUGAAUAUGAUGGCAUCAAGAAACUUCGUAUUCCAUCCAAACAGAUCUGGCUGCCGGACAUUGUUCUCUACAAUAAUGCUGAUGGUACGUAUGAGGUCUCUCUGUUCACCAACGCAGUCGUGCAGUACAAUGGCAGCAUCGCUUGGCUACCUCCAGCUAUUUAUAAGAGCGCAUGCAAAAUAGAAGUCAAACAUUUUCCAUUCGACCAGCAGAACUGCACUCUGAAGUUUCGUUCCUGGACUUAUGAUUACACAGAAAUCGAUCUUGUGCUUAGUUCAGCCUCAGCUAGUAUGGAUGACUUUACACCAAGUGGAGAAUGGGAUAUCAUAAAACUUCCCGGCAGGAGAACUAUCAACCCACUUGAUCCAACCUACGUUGAUGUAACCUAUGAUUUUAUCAUCAAAAGAAAGCCUCUGUUCUAUACGAUUAAUUUGAUCAUCCCUUGUAUUCUUAUUACAUCAUUAGCGAUAUUGGUGUUUUACCUUCCAUCGGACUGUGGGCAGAAGAUGACCUUGUGUAUAUCUGUUCUCCUAGCACUGACUGUAUUUCUGCUUUUAAUAUCUAAAAUUGUACCACCAACUUCUCUUGAUGUUCCACUCAUUGGAAAGUACUUGAUGUUCACUAUGGUUCUAGUAACAUUUUCCAUUGUUACUAGUGUUUGUGUCCUCAAUGUUCACCAUAGGUCUCCUAGCACACACACUAUGCCACAAUGGGUAAAAAACUGUUUUUUGGAUAGGCUUCCUGUGUUCCUUUUUAUAAAAAGACCAGAUCAUAGCUCUUCCAGCCAAAAACGACGUAGUUGCCAGCAGAACCCCCAGAUGGACUCAUAUCGGAACUCUGGCUGCUUUGCAAAUGCAGCUAAUGCAAAAAGAUAUGAUCAGAGAGUUAACGAACAGCCUGAACAUCCUAGAAACCAAGAUGUUCGAUAUAGGCACACCAGAAAGUUCUCCCCACAGGUUCAAGAAGCCAUGGAGGGUGUGAGCUUUAUAGCAGAUCAUAUGAAGAGUGACAAUGAAGACCAAAGUAUCAUUGAAGACUGGAAGUAUGUUGCCAUGGUCGUGGAUAGACUGUUUCUAUGGAUUUUUAUCAUUGUUUGCGUUGCAGGCACUGUUGGACUCUUCAUGCAGCCACUUCUACAAAACCAGGCACCAUCUGGAAGUCAUUAGUGGAUAGAAAGCUAAUAAACAUUACUGUAAUAACGACAAUGCUUCCUAAUUUAUAUCCUUGCUGGAGUCCAAAGGAUAAUUGAUGAAUUUCUUUUUUUAUGAAAAAUCCAUGGAGAUCUUAGGAAAAUCCUUUUUAGUAAAGCUUACUCCGGAAUGCUUGGAUUGCUUUGCAUUUGUAGCCAAUAUUCAACUUUUCUAUGAUAAAGAAGUAAGAUGACUCAAAUACAUAAAACAUACCACAUUUUUAGUGUAAUGUACAGUAGUUACGUUAAAGGUGAAAAU